AUGGCCACCGAUCGGGAAGAGGACGCUAUGAAAGUGUUAGAGCGGAUCAAAUGGCAUGCAUACCCGACGGCUACUGCUGAAAUUAAGCAAACAUUAGCAGCCGAGAAAUCUGCAACCGUUCCAGGAUGGAGAGUCAUGUUCACUGUGCCUCAAUGGAGAACGAGAUUGCUGCAUGGCGUCGCUGUUCAAGUGUUCACUCAGCUGAGCGGAACCAAUCUAAUCUUUAUAGUCUUCUUUCUUGAUCGCGUGGGACGCCGCAAGCCGCUCCUUUUAGGAACGAUUGGAAUCACAAUAGCAUUAAUCUGCGAAGGCACUAUCAAUAGCCAAAACGUUGGGGGAACGCGCCACAGCCUGUCAAUUGCCGGAGUCUUCUUUAUCUUUCUCGUCUCGGUCAUAUUUUCUUUCUCCUUCGGCCCAAUAUCGUGGGUGUACAUAGGAGAGGUCAUGCUAAUGCAAAUUCGAGCUCGAGGAAAUGCUUUUGCAACUGGGAUUGGGAACUGGCUCGUCGCGACAUUCUUCGCGCAGGUUUCUCUUAUUGCCCUCGGCGAAAUUGGCUGGAAAUUCUACUCUGUCUUUGUUGUAUUCAAUGUUGUUGUCAUAUUCCCAGUCAUAUUCUUCUUUUUCAAGGAAACGAAGCAGGUGUCUCUUGAGGAUAUUGAUCUCCUGUUUGGCGAGAGAGCCUUAGGUGCCUUGCCGGAUGAUUUGCACAAAGGAAGGGCUUUUGAAAUGCAACCAGGGGCUGUCGAGGCAGAGAGGAUCCAUGAGGUUGGGACUAAAGUGUAG
Messenger RNA from Venustampulla echinocandica, 783 nucleotides. RefSeq lists its product as uncharacterized. Lineage: Eukaryota; Fungi; Ascomycota; Leotiomycetes; Helotiales; Pleuroascaceae. The transcript is spliced from 4 exons. The record is from RefSeq and is a predicted model, not a curated record. Gene Ontology annotation, molecular function: carbohydrate:proton symporter activity. The coding region runs from base 1 to 783 and encodes 260 amino acids. Gene Ontology annotation, biological process: transmembrane transport; carbohydrate transport. Gene Ontology annotation, cellular component: membrane.